AUGGGUAAGAAACAGGGAGGUACUAACACGAAGGUAGAGGCAGCAAAAGCCAAGAAAGCGUUUGCUAAGGCUACCAAGGAUGCUGUAAAGCUUGCAGAAGAAGCUUCUGCAGAGUCUGCAGACUGGGCCAAAGGUGCAGACUUGCGCGCAGAGCGGAAGCGUCAGGAAGAAGAGCGGAAGCGUGCAGAGCAAGAGGCGAAGAAGGCGGAGAAACAAAAGCUGUUGGCAAUGGAAGAGCAUGCAUUGGAAGAAGAUCGACAUGCAAUUCGCAAGCAAAAAAAAGGCGGUAAAGCCAAUGGUGAAGCCCUGGGAGGAGGCAUUAAAGCCUGUGGCGAAGAAGAAUAA
Peronospora belbahrii is the source of this 345-nucleotide messenger RNA. The record is from the annotation of a GenBank genome assembly. Lineage: Eukaryota; Oomycota; Peronosporomycetes; Peronosporales; Peronosporaceae.